Molecule: messenger RNA, 2443 nt
Organism: Anguilla anguilla (European eel)
Lineage: Eukaryota; Metazoa; Chordata; Actinopteri; Anguilliformes; Anguillidae
Product: doublesex- and mab-3-related transcription factor A1-like
Exons: 2
Coding region: 163-1491 (442 amino acids)
Biological process (GO): sex differentiation; regulation of transcription by RNA polymerase II
Cellular component (GO): nucleus
Molecular function (GO): DNA-binding transcription factor activity, RNA polymerase II-specific; RNA polymerase II cis-regulatory region sequence-specific DNA binding; protein binding
Source: RefSeq, a predicted model, not a curated record
UACCACCUAUGGGAAGGGAACUUAAAAGCCGAGGGAGAGAAGGAAGGCUUAGUCUGUUACCAAGAGGAGACGGACUCUUACUUUUAAGCCCAGUAAACUAAACCCACUACACAGCCGCCUGGAAGUUCUGUCUACUCGUGUGCGCAACUUUUAAAAAAAUACAUGAGCCGAAACAUAAUGGAUGGCAACAGCAGACCGCUUGUUUUGACCGGGCAUACCUCCUCACCGCUCCCGGUCGGCGGUUUGCAGGUGCCCACUUCUCUGCUGCGCCCGCCGCCGCUGUUUCUCCGAGCGGCAACCGCCGCCUGCUGCCCGUCCCUGGAGAGAGGGUAUCCCCGCACCCCGAAGUGCGCCAGGUGCCGAAACCACGGCGUCGUGUCGGCGCUGAAAGGACACAAGCGCUUCUGUCGCUGGCGGGACUGCGUGUGCGCGAAGUGCACCCUGAUCGCCGAGAGGCAGCGGGUCAUGGCGGCGCAGGUGGCACUGCGAAGGCAACAGGCGCAGGAGGAGAGCGAGGCCCGAGAACUGCAGUUCAUGUAUUCUGGGACCGGGGCGAGCGAGACUGGACUGUCCAUGGCAUCAGGGACAGGAGCAUCGGGGCCUGCCACUACGAGACCAAGAACACCGAGCUACGAUGUAUUUGCGAUGGACGACCAGAAAGAUGGAGAAAAGAUGCCGAAAUACAGCCUUUUCAAUGGAUUCGUGGGGCGUCCUCUGUUUGCAUCCCAUUCUACCCCACUGUCCUCUCAUUUGGGGAAAGGUGACUCCACAUCACCCCAGAAGACGCGCACAGUUUUGGAUAAAGAAAAUGGAAUCAAGUCACCCGGCUCAGAUCAACUGUCUGAUCAAGUGGAGAGUCCAAGAUCAGUGUCGUCCUCAGACUUGGAAUCUGGCAGCGAAUCAGAAAAGCCCAAGGACUACCCGCCACCUGACCGAUACCCGCCCAGCGCUAUGUUCAGGCACCGCGACCCCACUGAUGUCAUGACGAAAAUCUUUCCUCACCAUAAACGGGACGCUCUAGAGUCAGCGGUGAAGAACUGCAAAGGCGAUAUCGUGAAAGCAAUCGAACUGGUAUUAAAUUCAAAAGACAUCAAGUGCAACUCAGACAGCACGAGUAACCCAGCAUCCGAGAACGCAACCCUCCAGAGACCAUCUAACUUUGGGCUUCCCGGAGGCGCGUUGAGUACACUCAGCGCCAAAUCCGCUUUCUCACCGCUACAAACCACAGUGACUUCAGUUGGAAGCGACAGUUUCUACGGUUUGAAUCCCCGAUUCGGAAUCAGUCCAAUCCGCCUGGCGUAUUCGACUUCUGGCGGGGGUAUUCCUAGCUUUAUGUCGCCUUAUGUGACAUCCGGGUUAGUGCCAGCCUUCCCACUUCGCCCACCGAUGGACUAUUCCUUACCAGGAAUGAUGCGAGACUUCUCCUACCUCCAAAACAAGGACUCGUUGUGUAGUUCUUCUAUUUACUCUCGUUUAAAUCAUGAUAAAUAGCUAAAAACAAAUCAAUCUAUUACCUGUUUAUGCAGAUAUGUCGAUUAAUGGACGAUAAUUUUUUGUUUUAUACACACAAAUAAUAACAUGUGCCUUAUCAGUUUCUCACCCAAAUAUUCAUCACUGAUAGUGUCCCAUUUUAUGCGGACAGUUUGUGUACUUACGGGAACUUGAAUGUCAAACAGGAGCCUUUUUACAAGUCUGUUUUAUAUUUGCUGUCAUUUUUUCUUUCAGUAUACUUUCAUUGAUGUCUAUUUUGUUUAAAAAAAUACUAAUUUCAUAAAUAAAAGUUGGUACAAUUGUUGGUAAAAAUGAUCUCUUUUUUUAUGAAAUGUCAUUCAGCAUUAUUGAAAGAGCAUUCAUGGGAGCUAAGAGAAACUAUUUUAUUUUGCUAUUUUUCUUUCUGAAGACUAUUUUGGCAACAGAUUAUUACAUCAUGUUAUGCUGUUUACUGUAAAAGACAACUCAAUUUAAGCACCUUUCCUAGCUAUGAAUUCCUAGCUAUUUUUCAUAAACUGUGAUUUUUGUUGAACAACAUUACAUGCAGAAAGUGCAUGCCGAACAGCUUUAUUUGUUUUGCUCACUGUUCAGCCUACAGUAUAUCACUUAUGUCACUAUUAAAAACAAAAUCACGCCAGGCCUGCACUUUGAAACUUAAAUCAAUAUUUUGCCCAUGAAGUGCAUUUAUCAGCAGAAAUCCUCUGACUUUAAUUUGGCAACACUUUACUGUUGUGUGCCCUGCUGAAAAGGUAAAGUGGAACAUACUGUUCAUCAGUCAAUUAAUGGCUAAAGUAUGUAAAGUAUGUACACCAGAGUGCAUAUUAGUGCCUCCUUAAUUUUCCAUCUGUAACUCUUGUGGCAUUUGCUCACCAUGUGAAAUGCACUUUUGUAAGCGGGUUUGACUAAAAGCAUCUUGGAAUGACUAAAUUAGAAUUAUAUUACCCCCCCCCCC